UCUGAUCCUAGUUUGAAGAGCCAUGUCAAGUCAACUCCUCCAACCUCAUACUUUGCAAGACACCAGCAAUUAAGCCAUUGUCCCACUCCAUUCAAGUAAGACUGGAGUUUGUCCUGGAUAAUCUCAGCUUUGACUUCAAUGCCUUCCAACCCACUGGCUUUUCUUACGAAGUUGACCCCUUCCUGAAGCCCCUCAAUACGGACGAUAUCACCAAACCCUACCGUCACAAACCUGGAAGCAUCAUCUCUGUAGAGGGAGAAAAUCUGGAUCUGGCCAUUUCUAAAGAUGAAGUAAAAGCCAUGAUUGGAGUCGGGGUCUGCUCAGUCAAGACCCUCACGAAGAACCACCUGUAUUGUGAGCCUCCCACUGAACAACCAGCCCCUCAACACCGGGCUAAGCGGGAAGGCACUGAUUCACUGCCAGAAUUUACGGUUCAAAUGGGGAACAAGAACUUCUGGCUCGGUCGUGUGCAAUAUGACACAGAGAGUCAGCUCACUUUCCCCCUGGAGGCCCAGAUUGGCUUGGGAGUGGGGACCUCUUUCGUGGCUUUGAUUGUACUCAUCAUCGUCUUCAUCUACAGGCGGAAGAGCAAACAAGCCCUGAGAGAUUACAAAAAAGUUCAAAUCCAGCUCGAAAAUCUGGAAACAAGUGUUCGGGAUCGGUGCAAAAAAGAAUUUACAGACCUCAUGACUGAAAUGAUGGAUCUCACCAGUGACUUGGUUGGCACUGGGAUUCCUUUCUUGGAUUACAAAUCCUAUGCAGAACGCAUCUUUUUCCCGGGCCACCGGGAGUCACCCCUGCAAAGGGACCUCGAUGUGCCUGAAUCUCGGCGGCAGACGGUUGAACAAGGCUUAGUGCAGCUCUCUAAUCUUCUCAACAGCAAGCUCUUUCUCACCAAGUUUAUUCACACCUUGGAAAUCCAGCGCACAUUUUCUCCAAGGGACCGGGCUUACGUCGCAUCACUUCUCACAGUCGCCUUGCAUGGGAAACUUGAGUACUUCACAGAUAUCCUCAAGACCCUCUUGAAUGACCUGGUGGAGCAAUAUGUGGCCAAGAACCCGAAGCUGAUGUUGAGAAGGACAGAAACUGUGGUUGAGAAGCUGCUGACCAACUGGAUGUCCAUCUGCCUCUACGCGUUUGUCAGGGACUCUGUUGGGGAGCCCCUCUAUAUGCUCUUCCGGGGUAUCAAGCACCAAGUAGACAAGGGUCCUGUUGACUGGAUAACUGGGAAGGCCAAGUACACCCUGAAUGACAACCGACUUCUCCGAGAAGACCUAGAAUAUCGCACACUGACAUUAACUGCGCUGUCGCAAGCAGGGAACACAGGGGGAGGAACAGAGGGCAGCCAGGGAGUGUUGGUGAAGGGUCUGGAUUGCGACACAAUCACCCAAGUGAAAGAGAAGAUCCUGGACCAGCUCUACAAAGGGACACCUUAUUGCCAUCGACCUGACCCAGACUCGCUUGACUUGGAAUGGCGGUCUGGGCUGGCUGGGCAUCUCAUCCUCUCUGAUGAGGAUGUGACUUCAAUCGUCCAGGGCAGCUGGAAGAGGCUCAACACACUGCAACACUAUAAGGUGCCUGAUGGAGCCACGGUUGCACUGGUCCCUCGUAUGACCAAGCACCUUCCCAGGGAGAAUCAGGAUUACAUCCCUGGAGAGAAAACCCCAAUGCUGGAGGAUGCGGAUGAGGGUGGCAUAAAGCUUUGGCACCUGGUGAAACCGACCGAGGAACCUGAGCUGCCUAAACAUCGGCGAGGGAGCCUGCGGGAACGGGAGAGAGCCAAAGCGAUUCCAGAGAUCUACCUAACGCGCCUCCUUUCCAUGAAGGGGACGCUACAGAAAUUUGUAGAUGAUUUGUUCCAAGUGAUCCUCAGUACCAAUCGCCCUGUCCCUCUGGCUGUGAAAUACUUUUUUGACCUGCUAGAUGAGCAAGCACUGAAUCAUGGGAUCACAGAUCCAGAAACCAUCCAUAUCUGGAAAACAAACAGUCUGCCCUUAAGGUUCUGGAUCAACAUCAUCAAGAACCCCCAGUUUGUGUUUGAUGUGCAAACGUCAGAUAAUGUGGACGCUGUGCUCUUGGUCAUCGCUCAGACCUUCAUGGACUCCUGCACCCUCGCUGACCACAAACUGGGCCGGGAUUCCCCAAUUAACAAGUUGCUCUACGCGCGAGACAUUCCACGCUAUAAGCAGAUGGUGGAAAGGUACUACGCAGAUAUUCGCCAAACCAUCUCGGCUAGUGAUCAGGAGAUGAAUUCUGCCUUGGCGGAGCUAUCACGGAAUUACUCAGGUGAACUUAAUUCCUUGGUGGCUUUGCAUGAACUUUACAAGUACAUCAACAAAUACUAUGAUCAGAUCAUCACCGCCUUGGAGGAAGACCCGAUUGCACAGAAAAUGCAGCUGGGAUACCGCCUGCAGCAGAUUGCCGCAGCAGUGGAGAACAAAGUCACAGAUUUGUGAGGUGUCCAAGGGACAGACGGCUAGAAAGAAAACAGACGGCACCCACUGCCGUCCCAACCGAUGCUCCUCACUGAGGUGGAGAGAAGCACCAGCAGAUGGUCAGAAAAUGCCAAGGGCAAGGAGGUGCCAGAGAACUACUACUUUUUUUUUUACAGACUCUUUUUUUAAAAAAAUAACACUUAAAAGUAAUGAUAAUAAUGAACCGUGUGCCCAGAAGCCGAAAGGCUCCGCCAGAUGAACUGAGCCAUUUUCAGCCAGGAGGCCAGAUGUUAUGAAUGGGCCAAGGGCGUUAGAGAACAGUGCAGCUGUGGGAGAUGCUGGAUCUUUACACACACAAAUACACCCCACCCUGUGAAGAGUGAGGUAGGAAACUGAACUCUCAUUGAGCUUCCUACGGACUUUUCUUGGAUCCCUAUUGGCUUAACACAGGGAGAUCCCCCACCCUGCCCUUUUUGCUGCACUUGGGAGUCUUUUCUUAACACCCAGCGAGACCUACCUUCCUCCAAAUUAUGGGGGACGAGCUAAGACAAGGCACAACGGAUGAAGGAAAAGGCCAGAGGAGGGCAGAUCCAGCUUAUUUUUCCACCAUACCCACUCAAGAUGGUCCUUGAGUUCCCUGGGCGUGCCUUCCUGUAGCUGCUGCUUCCGGCCCUUGCCUGGUUCUGCUUUCCUAAAAGCACAAACAACACUGGUACCCCCAUUGGCCUUUGCCUUCCCAACAGUCGAUAGGGGUCACCCAUUUGCUCUGCAGAAAAGAGGCAAGGCCUACAGGACCGUCAAGCUUUUGAGUUCUUCCCCCUGCCCCUUUGCGUUAGCACUUCUUGAGUAAACAUCUGCCUUCUGAGAAUUCCUUCUUCCUAGACCCCCAACUCACCCUUCUUCCCCAGUUAGAGACUUUCCCAUCUUUUUUUCAGAGGUUUCUUGGAAGGAUGACAUAGCUCAGCGAUGGCGAACCUUUUAGAGACCGAGUGCCCAAAAACUGGCCCCGCCCCUGCUCCACCCCCUGCCCCGCCUGCCCACAGGGCCACUCACCGCCUCAAGGGCCCGCUGCAGA
Messenger RNA from Crotalus tigris (Tiger rattlesnake), 3510 nucleotides. RefSeq names its product plexin-B1-like. Gene Ontology annotation, cellular component: semaphorin receptor complex. Gene Ontology annotation, molecular function: semaphorin receptor activity. The transcript is spliced from 18 exons. Bases 300 to 2456 code for a protein of 718 amino acids. Lineage: Eukaryota; Metazoa; Chordata; Lepidosauria; Squamata; Viperidae. The record is from RefSeq and is a predicted model, not a curated record. Gene Ontology annotation, biological process: regulation of GTPase activity; regulation of cell migration; positive regulation of axonogenesis.